Molecule: messenger RNA, 3626 nt
Organism: Phalaenopsis equestris
Lineage: Eukaryota; Viridiplantae; Streptophyta; Magnoliopsida; Asparagales; Orchidaceae
Product: putative serine carboxypeptidase-like 52
Exons: 9
Coding region: 2877-3626 (249 amino acids)
Biological process (GO): secondary metabolic process; proteolysis
Molecular function (GO): acyltransferase activity, transferring groups other than amino-acyl groups; serine-type carboxypeptidase activity
Source: RefSeq, a predicted model, not a curated record
CCUUUCAUAAUGAUAAGAGAACCUUUAGUUACUCUAAUACAAUCAUUUUCCUCCUUGAAAAGAUAAUCGUUUGAUUCUAACAUACCUAAAGAAAUCUAAUUUCUCUUUAGUUCUGGUAUGUAUCUGACAUGUUGCAGUAUUUGUUUAGCUCCAUCAAAAUUCUUUAUCCUUAUUGUCCCACUGUCGACCACUCCGCAAGCUUUAUUGUAUACAAGUAGUACGGACCCACCAUUGGCCAGUUGAAGUGUCUCGAACCAAUCUUUAGGAGGGCACAUGUGGAACUAGUAGACCGAGUCGAGAAUCCAAUCUUUGUUGGAUUCUGACUCGGUGAUUACCAGAGCUUUGACCGACUCAUAGCCAUCAGAGGUUAUGCUUGCUUUUCCUGAAUUUUUUUGGCUUUUCUUGAAAGUUUUUCUUCCUGCCAGAGUAAUUCUUCUUGAAGUGACCUUCCUUGUGGCAAUGGUAACACUUGUAAGGUCCAUUUGAUGACUGAUUUUUGCUCUUUUUUCCUUGUCUCGUUCUUGAUUUGUUCUAACCGUUUUAUGAAUCUUUCUUGUCUGAUCUCCCUCUAACGGUAAGACCAUCUCCGCUGCUUUUCUCAUUCAUUCAUGUUUCCUUUGAAGUUUUUCAGCUCUGAUCAACGAUUGAACCUUUUCUAGUGAAAUUGUUUGCACCCUUCCAUAGAGCCUUGCAUCUUUAAAGUGCUUGUAACUCUUGGGAAUGGAGCUUAGCAACAACAACACCUUAUCCUCAUCUUCCAUCUUAACGUUGAUAUUUUUAAGAUCAUCUAUGAUCUUGUUAAACUCAUCAAUUUGCUCUGAAACCUAUUUAUCUUCGUGCAUGUUGAAGGAGUACAGGCGUUACUUCAAGAAGAGUCUGUUGGCCAGGGAUUUCUUCAUGUAGAGCAGUUCGAGUUUAGCCCAGAACACCUGAGCCGUCGUUACACUAGACACUUUCCUCAGAGCUUUGUCAACCAAGCUCAAGAUUAUCACGCUAUAAGCUCCAUCCAAGAUGUUGUUCUUCUCUCUCUCGGAUCUUGGCCAAUAAUGUUGUUGGCCCUUUUAAUGCUUUUGCGACUCCUUGUUGCACUAACAGGGCUCUCAUAUUGACUCUCCACAAGCCGAAAACAUUCUUUUCGGUGAAUUUUUCAAUGUCAAACUUAGCAGAUCUCAUUGUCGUGGCUAGAUUUCCACAUAUGAUGCCAAUUAUUGAAGAAUCUACUCUAGAAAACCUGUAGGACAACAAAUGAGAAAAUGAACUAAAAGAAAAAAAUCAAUUAAGAACACCAAGAUUACGUGGUUCGGUUCAUAAGGCCUAAAUCCAUAGGAGAGAAUCAAGAAUCAAAUUCACGAAGACAAUCAUAACGAUUACACCGCUCAAUCCUAGAGAUGAACCAUAUUUUAAAACUCUCGCUCGAUCUUUCACUCGAUACAAGCUUUCUUGAUUCCUCUCUUCGAUCUCAGAUUUUCUCCACUUAACCCUCUCAACUCACAUACAUCAUUAUAUAUAUAGACAAUGACUCUUCUGAAGUUGAUUGGUUCAACCUCUAUCAUAGCCAAAUGACUGUUAUCUCCUUUAGCUAUUGAAACCUCCUUGUAAGUUGCAGCGUUGUCUUAGUUCGCCUAAUUGAGAGUCAUCAUAACAAGAACAGGCGAAAGCUUCACACGAUUGGGAAGAGCAGAGAUCAUGUGAAGCCUUCAAGGGAAGGAGGGGAGUUGGCUUUGUUCUAAUUCAAGGAAGAUUGAGUGGCUUGGGUUAAGGCAGAGCGGAAGAAACGGUGCUUCUUGCAUGCGAGCUUCGCUAGGCGAAGGUUGAGUUGCGUACACAGAGGAAGAAAAGCAAUGAAACGAAAAAGAAAAAAAAAACAAUAAGGUGCUUACGAUUGUGUCACGACCUAGAGAGCCUGAGGGAGAGAGAGCAGUGGAAUGAGAAGGGGACGGUGGAUAAACAGAAAAAAAAAUGUUUCAGAACCGGAGUCCAGUGAAAACUUGCCAUGUGACAAGUCAGCCUAAAAUUUUUUAAAAAUCACCCAUAACCAGUGUAUUACAAUGGGACCCACUUAUCACAUGAGAAGUUUUCCAUUGGCCCACUCUCGAAUAGACAAAAUCUUUUCUGAAGUCUUGUGCAGCUUCUAUGUUGAAUAGUGUGUGGAGACAAGGGUUUCAAAUAGGGGAGGGAAGAAGAGACUGAGAGGUAUGAAUGAGAUUGUGAGCAGUUACCAGGAGAAAAUUUUCCAUACGGAGUCCGGACGUGGCUCUGCAUGCGGAUUAAAAAUAUGUUAUCUUAUGUGCUACAUUAUGGGGGUUGUUGGAGGGUUAUUGAAGUGAACCAAAGAGCUUAUUGGGGGAUUAUUCAAUUGGAACUGCGGUGGUUAUUAGGGGGCUAUUGGGGGUUAUUGAUGAAGUGGAACGGUGAAGGUUAUUGGGGGGUUAUUGCUAGAGUUAUAGCAAAUACUUAUUGAAGUGGAACCGCGAAGGUUAUUGCGACGUUGUUGGAGUUAAUACUUCAAUAACUCCCCAAUAACCCUUUGAAUAACCUCUGCAGUUGCACUCCAAUAAUCUCCGUAGUUCGACUCCAAUAACCUCUACGGUUCCACUUUAAUAUUUUUUUAGGUGGGCUCGAUAUAGCACGCAUUGGGGCAUAUUAUAGGAGUCCGCAUGUAGAGCUGCGUCCGGACUCUGUAUGGAAAAAAUUGGGGCAUAUUAUAGAAGUCCGCAUGCAGAGCUGCGUCCGGACUCUGUAUGGAAAAGAUUGGGGCAUAUUAUAGAAGUCCGCAUGCAGAGCUGCGUCCGGACUCUGUAUGGAAAAGCUUUUUAGUUACCAGAGCCUAUCAGGCAUCUUUCUACUUCAAAUCAAAGUGCUUCGCAUGAACGGUUAUGAGGGUGGAAUAUGCUGGGUCUUGGUGUCAUUACAAGGACAACAUUGAAUCCAACAAUCUGAUAAUGGCACAUUGUGCUGGAGAAGAAGACUUAAUAAGGCCUCAAAACGUGCUUUGUGCCACUCAUCUUGAGACAUUUAAUGGGUUUCUAUCAGAAAUUAAUUCUUAUAAUAUACUGGAUCCCGUAUGUUCUGAUGAACCUCCAACGUCAGCUAUGAGGUCUUUGAGGGAGAAUCCAGAGGAGUUCAUCAGCUUACCAUUGUCAUCAAUUCCUGAUAUUUCUUGUAUAACCGCUGAGCUUCUUGCCAAUUACUGGGGGAAUCACCAUCUUGUGAAAAAGGCACUCCAUGUCAAGGAGGGAACAACUGAACGAUUUCACCGCUGUGAUUUCAAUGUGAAUUCGUAUUAUUACACACGAAGUGUCCCAAGCACUGUACCUUAUCACUAUAGUUUCAUUACUCGAGGAUUUCGAGCUCUAGUUUACAGUGGUGAUCAUGAUCUGAGGAUUCCAUUCUUGGGCACGCUAGAGUGGAUAAAAUCUCUCAACUUUUCCGUCUUGGAGCCAUGGCGAUCGUGGCAUGCUGGCGGACAAGUUGGAGGAUACACCAUUUUGUUCUCAAACAAUUUAACUUUUGCAACUGUAAAGGGUGGAAGUCAUGUAGCACCGGGUAAAAUGCCGUUAGAAUGUUUUGCUAUGUUUGAAAGUUUUGCCAUGUUUGAAAGAUGGAUUUCUCACGAGAGUCUCUGA